UCGGGUUCAAACACAGCUAAAGCAAAGCCAGGCACAGCCAGAGAGCCCUGCCAGGGGUGACUUGCCCUUAAACUCCAAAGUCUGGUCCUCUUAUGGAAGGAGAGAAUUUGGCCCCAAGAGCACCCAGUUCCAAGCAUGAGACAGGAAUGCUGGGCUGUGCCCUUGGACGGGUAACACACGGCCUGGGGGCGCACACAGGACCCAGCUCCCGCCGAGAGAGACCAGACCCUGCCCGGGCAUCAGCCCCAGGCAACGAGCUGGACCCCACCUGGGGGCACCUGGAGCAGGGGGUGCAGCAUUACGGCUCUCGCUGCUCCCCUCGGAGUGCCGCAGCAAUUCCCCGUGCCGGUCCCUUGCUGCCACCUGGUGCCACCUCGCCACAACUGCCGGGGAGCUGGGAUGUUGAAAUUUGGGACGCCGCGGGCAUCGAGGAUGGGAAGCCGCUGGGCACAGAAGCACCUGUGAGGUCCCCGUUCUCAACACCCACGGUCCCAAGCAGCCCCACGUCCUCCAGCCUUCACCUGGCUCUGCAAACAAGCCAACGACCUCUCCUGCCUACGGGGUCAAAGGCAGGACUCCAAAUAUUUCCCAACCUCGUGGACACCACCAAUGGCUAUUUAUGCUAAGGCAAACGUGUUCCCGGCAUUGGAUCUGGUCCCCAUGGCAUCCCCGAACAGCUCGGGAACGGAAGUACAGAGCACCUAGAAACGGUCAGGAUGGUCAGUAAGAACUAGUCAUGUUACUCCAAAUCAAUUUGCUUUUGCAAGAGGACAACAGGUCCCAGAAGCAGAGAGAGCAGCAAGGACUCUAUUUCUUUAGUAAGGUUUUUUUGCUCAGCAAGGCUCUGUCAUUCCCAUUGGGAAAAUAAAGAAGCUCAAGAUUAACUCAACCUGCAAGAUGGCUGCAAAACAUGCAGCAAGAUUCUUUUCAUUAGUUACCCGAGGUUCUCUGUGGAAAGGGGAGGAGACAGUGGAAGAUUCUCCACGGCUCCAUGAGUGGCUCAGCUGAGACUGCCCCAAGGGGAUCUACUGGAGGGCUGUGGUAGAAUACAGAUGAUCUUGGCAAAUAGAAAAAAAAAAAAAAAGGUGUGGGAAAGGAGGAUGUAGUUUUGGAAAGACUUACGCAGUAUUCUGCUUCCAGGUAUGAAUUACCCGCGUGCAAAAGCAGGCUGGGGAUCAAGGCUGCAUGAAAAGGUGACUCAUAGGCUGAGCCACCUCACUUGGGGUGGUGGAGGGGUUGUUAUUGUUACUAUUUAUUUAUUUUAACCCAAACUGACUGGGACGUUUGCCCUUGAAACACUGUCGCAAGACACCCGUUGUUUGAAGCCAGCAAAGUGUAAGCCCAGAUCUUGUGCCCAGCGGCUGCAUUAUCCCUCCAGGUACAGCAGCAGCUGGCAAAGCCUGUGGGAUUUUAUUCUGGACACAGCAGAUCUGUGAACAUCAAAGAGGGAGCUGCAGGGAGAUGUGAACACUGCCAGCAUCUGAUGGGAACAGGAGAAGUAAUAAGCUUAAAUUUCAACACAGCUUCAGGCUGUUCAUUAGGAUGCCCUCUGAACCCAUCAGCUCCUGGGGAACUGUGGUGGAGUGUCCAAAACCAGUGGGAACCUUCAGGGCUUAUGCAGGAGAUGAUCUAGGGAUGGCCUGGAUAAUCUUGUGAAGAUUUGUCCCAGCUCUACAUUACUACUGUCCCAUGAAAUGGCUUUGGGGCUGCUCCUUCAGUGACAGACAGACACUGUCCUGGUGGUCAGGCUCUCCUUCCUGGGCAUUCCCAAUGCUCGGCUGGAAAAGGCAGAGGCCAUGGCAGACCCGAGUGAAGCCUCUCCUGCAGCUGUGCCUGUCCCUCGAGAGGACUUUGUGUGACCCACCCGGGAGUGCAGGACACUGCGAGCCAGGGCCCGGGCCAGGGAACGCUCUGCAAACCCACGGGGAAGCGAAAUCCCAGCGCAGUUACCAGAAACCUGCUCGGCCAGAGCUCCCGUGCAGCUUUCCCGGAACGCGCCCAAGCAAACAAAAUCAGCGGAGCAGCGCACCAGGGCUGGCUGCGGCUGCUCUCCAAGCAAACGGAGGUUUCUGGGAAAGAGUGGGGUUCGGAGAGGCUGAGGUGGCCCUGGCUGCCGUGUGCCGGACUCCCGGCACCGCCGGAGCCUUGUCACCGUGUCAGGCCACCCCGCUCAUGGCUGUUUGCUCCCGCCGCCUCUGUCCCUCCGCAGACCGGGAUGCUCAGCAGCAGAACAGCUCGCUCACAGGAAAUAUUAGAUUUUUUUUCCAGCCAGCCCUGUUGUGUUUGGGAGCCUCUUUCCAGGAUAUAGUGAAACAGCCUCAGCAAGACUCAUAUCAGCCUAGGAGCCUGCUUUGUAUGAAAGGAAGCCGGAGGUUUGCUCUCCACGUCGGGAGCCGCGGGCAGAGGCAGCAGGCAGGCAGCGCUGUCGGGCAGGGAAUGGCAGGGAGAAGUCACCGGCUGCUGGCGGCUCAGCGAGCGCUUAAUGAGCAACCCCAAACCACCCCCAGGAGGCUCCAGUUCGGAGAACUGCCUCCCAGAAGGAAACACAACCAAACCCGAGCCCCCUGCCAGACCCUGUAUGUUUUUUCUUGCAUUGGCUGCAAGUCUCAGCUGCAGGGUCCUGGCAGGGGACCCCUGCCAUGUCACCAGGCAGCACAGGGAACACAGGGAACACUGCCCCAGGCUCUACAGGGACGGGGUUUGGGGCUGCGGUGCCCCCUCUGCAGUGGGUGAGGGGAACAUGCUCCAGGGCACUCUCAUCCAGGCUUCCAAGGGAAAAAUGAUGUGUCUGGGAGGACUGUGACACACAUCGGGGCAGGGGAAGGCUCAGCUGAGUGGUGGCCUGCCAGAGUGGGGAGCACCCAUGACAGCACUCAAACCACAGUGCCAGACCCCCUGAGCACCACUCUGCCCUUCAGAGGGUGCUUUGUGCAGAUAUGCUGGUGAAACCCUCCCACAAGGCAGCAAAUGUUAAUUAAUCUCCUUUGCUGGCGGAAAAAAGGGGGGGAAAUGGUUUUCUACUGCAGACAAGCAUCUGUCUGCAGCUGUGUGGAACAGGACCCAGACCAGGGUUCCCUGAAGGUCCGUGUUUCAAGGCCAUCACAUUUUCCUUUUCAGCAUCAACUGCAAGUACCCUUUCAGCAUCACACACCAAGUACCCAGGUACUUGGCUGCCACCAGCUCUGUCCCUCCUGCUCCCAGUGACACUCCAUGAGCAGGUACCACCACAGAUUUGGAUGCUCAGCAGCAAAACAGCUCGCUCAGAAGUAGUAUUAGAUUUAUUUCAAGCCAGCCCUGAUGUGUUUUGGAACCUCUUUUCAGGAUACAGUGCAACAGCCUUAUCAAGACCCACAACAACCAAGGGCCUACUCCUCACUCAGCUUUUGUGGGAACCUGCACCUCCAGGAGCCUCGUGAGCCAGCCCAGCCCAGUACAGACCUGGCUUAGCCACGUGGCUACAGGGAAAGCAAUACUCACACAUGGGGCACCAAACCAAAAGGGCAGCUCCUCCCUCCUGCCACACCAGGAUGCUCAGGCUACGUGCAGGUUCCCAGUACUGAGCUUGCCACAACUGGGAUCCAGUAGUUUCCUUAUGGUUCCAUCAGUUCUGCCCUCCAGACACAAAAACCCACCAGGAGCAGCCGAAGCCUCUGCCCCUUCCCAAGCCCCCUCACCAGCCCAGAGCCUCAGCUGUACCUGGCUGGUGAUGAGAGCUCACGGGGGGCUCCGUGCCACGGGGACAGCAGCCAGAGCCAAGGCAGCAAGCCUUGUUUGGAGUGGGGCUCUCCUGGCUCCCAGCAGGCAAGGAGGGUUAACGGGAGCAGCAGCCAGGUGUGUUGCAGGUGCAGGCUGCUUGCAUCCCUGCCUCUCCAGCAGGCUCAGCUGCCAUGGGGCCAGCCUGGGCCCCCUCCAACACAGACCUGAAGGGUUUUACUGCUGAACUACAAGAGACUGCAACACAUGAUGCAGAUGCCCUGAGCCAGCCCAAGCUCAGCCCCUACCUGUGGGGGAGAAACCCCCUCCCACCUCUGUGCUGUGAUCAUUAACAGGGUCACCUUGAGGCAUGCAUCACUGCAGCAGUGGAGCAGCGGCAGGGCACAGCCAGGAAGAUGCUCCUCAGCCCUCCCUGCAGCUCCUCUGGCAAACAAUGCAGCUGCUGAGUCUCAAGAGCCUCCUGGGAGAAGGAGAAAUGCAAAUACUUUUGCCUGCAAAUUGAUGUAAUGUUAUUCCUAGCACAGUGUAUGAGUUCAGUAAGGCUUGCAAUAAUAGAUGAAAUUGGCAUUUAA
Pyrgilauda ruficollis (rufous-necked snowfinch) is the source of this 4286-nucleotide messenger RNA. RefSeq lists its product as uncharacterized. Lineage: Eukaryota; Metazoa; Chordata; Aves; Passeriformes; Passeridae. The transcript has 2 exons. The record is from RefSeq and is a predicted model, not a curated record. Bases 1690 to 2733 code for a protein of 347 amino acids.